GUUUAUUUGAAAACUUGAAUGCGAUUAUUGAUUUGUAAUUUGUGAAAUGUUCAACACAAAUAUGGAUAAUACAUUUCUGAAAUCGAAAGUUGAACAAAUCUAUAAUAUACAAUGUAAUCUAUUAUAGGUUCUUAUGGAAAGGCUAACAAGUUCAUCAGACUACACCAGUUUAACAAUGGAAGUGACAGGAAGAACAUCAAGAGAGAACGACAUCAGUUAUAAGGAUUCGGAGAGAACCAAUGUUACUUUUAACUGUGAUCCAUGCGAAAACGAAGGGGACGAACAACCGGCCGAGGGCUUCUGUGAAAAUUGCCAAGAAUACUUAUGUUCAUCUUGCUUCAAGAUUCAUCGCCGUCCCGCUCUUUGGCGUCAUCAUGUUCUCCUUGAUAAAGAAAAUAUGCCAUCAUCAAAGACAACAAAAGAACAGUUGAAUUAUGAAUGUACCGAACCUUGCUCUGAGCAUUCCACAAAAUUACUUGAAUAUUUUUGUCAGACACAUUCUCAGCUAGGUUGUCCAGUAUGUAUUACUACAAAACAUCGAAUGUGCAACGACGUUGAUUAUAUACCAGACAUAGCAGGCCACUUCAGAGAAAGUGCAGAAGUAAAGGAGACAUUUAAAACUCUUCAAAGUUUAAAAGAAGAUAUAAAUACAUAUUCUGCCACACUUAGUGUAGACAAAAUGAAAGUUAAGACUUAUGAAAAGAAUGCAAAAGAACACAUAUUGCAAUUAAGAGAUGAAUUCGAAAGCAUAUGCAACAGACUGGUUGAAAAUGUCGAACAUGUUAGGUCAAGUGACGAAAGUAAUAUACAGGGUUAUCUCGAAGCAUGUGAAGAUAUAUUAAACAAGAUAAAAAUACGCCAGUCUGUUCUUGAGAAAAAACAAGCAGAUAUGAAUGUAUCUCAAGUAUUCACCGAAGCUAAGCUUUCAAAAUUGUCUGCAAUAGACUGUAGAAGAGAGUUCGAGACGAUUAGAGAAUGCACAAAAAGUCGACACUACGAGAUAAAGUUUGAUAUCGAAGCCUUGCGUGAAAUGAUGAAAUUGACUUUCCGUGACCAGAUAAAUGAAAACGCAAAGGAUUCAAGUGAAUGUGAAUACCCGCAGACAAAUACAGUAAGAGGACAAUACCAUGACGUUAAUUCAAAGACUGAUAAUGAAGAAGGAAAUGUAUUCGGGAGUGGAGUUGCAUGGAAACAAUCGAUAUCUAUGGUUAAUUCAAAGACUGAUUAUAAAGGAGGAAAUAUAUUCAAGAGUGGAGGUGCAUGGGGACAAUCGAAAUAUCAGGUUAAUUCAAAGACUGAUAAUGAAGAAAAAAAAGUAUUCGGGAGUGGAGGUGGAUGGGGAGUACCGAUAUCUAUGGUUAAUUCAAAGACUGAUAAUGAAGAAAAAAAAGUAUUCGGGAGUGGAGGUGGAUGGGGAGUACCGAUAUCUAUGGUUAAUUCAAAGACUGAUUAUAAAGAAGGAAAUGUAUUCAAGAGUGGAGGUGCAUGGGGACAAUCGAUAUCUAUGCUUGAUUCAGAUGUUGGUUAUAAGGAAGAGAAAAGAAACAAAAAGAGUGGAAAGGUGUGGGAACAAUCAGGAAAUGUGGUAUACAAUACUGAAAGGACACCUCAAAAGCAGGAACAUAGAGGUUACGGAAAUAAAGGUUUAGCAUAUUGUGAAGAUUCAACAUUUGAGCUUGAUUCAGAGGUCAGUUAUAAGGCAGAGAAAGGAAACAAGAAGAGUGGAAAGGUGUGGGAACAAUCAGGAAAUGUGACUGAAAGGACACCUCAAAAGCAGGAACAUAGAGGUUACGGAAAGGAACGUGUAGCAUAUUGUGAAGAUUCAAAAUAUGAGGUAGUCUUCUUUAAAACUAUGUGACAUUUAUAACAGUUUUAUUUAAUUUGACUCAUUAUUAAAGUACAGUAAGAGUUGCCUCUCUUUAUAUUAUGCUCUCGUGAAA
This is a messenger RNA of Ruditapes philippinarum (Manila clam), 1940 nucleotides long. RefSeq lists its product as uncharacterized. Lineage: Eukaryota; Metazoa; Mollusca; Bivalvia; Venerida; Veneridae. Gene Ontology annotation, biological process: positive regulation of DNA-templated transcription. The record is from RefSeq and is a predicted model, not a curated record. The coding region runs from base 134 to 1858 and encodes 574 amino acids. Gene Ontology annotation, molecular function: ubiquitin-protein transferase activity; zinc ion binding. Gene Ontology annotation, cellular component: chromatin; nucleoplasm. The transcript is spliced from 11 exons.